Molecule: messenger RNA, 2079 nt
Organism: Theobroma umbraticum
Lineage: Eukaryota; Viridiplantae; Streptophyta; Magnoliopsida; Malvales; Malvaceae
Cellular component (GO): plasma membrane
Molecular function (GO): protein binding
Source: RefSeq, a predicted model, not a curated record
UUCGAGGUGGCAACACUUGUGGAAAAACGAUGCCUCCCGCUCUCAUUAUUUCUUCUCCCCCUACAACCCCACGCUCGGCAACUCCAUUUUCCAGGGCAACAAACUCGCUCAAGCUUUAGGCCUCAGAUAUGGAUCGACGCCUUCGAGAAAGUGUUGUAAGAGGGGACGUACCAAGCUUUCUCAAACUCAUGCAAGAAGAUGAAGAUAUCAUUAAACAGACGGCACCAGGAUCCCUCAAGACAGUCUUACACUUGGCUGCACGUUUCGGGCAUUUGGAGUUGGCGUCAGAGAUCACAAAGUUGAGGCCGGAGAUGGUGGGGGCUGAGGAUGAGAAAUUGGAGACCCCAUUGCAUGAGGCUUGCAGCGAAGGGAGAGUGGAGAUUGUGAGGCUCUUGGUGGGAACCGAUCCUUGGGUUGUGUACAAGGUGAACCAGGAAGAAGAGAGUGCGCUCUUCGUGGCAUGCGAGAGAGGGCAGGUUGAUGUUGUUAAACUUCUGCUGAAUUAUCCCUGCAGGAUGCUGAUGUUGGAGGUGGAUGCGCCGACUACUUCCCUUCAUGUUGCAGCUUCAGCUGGCCACACAGAUGUGGCGAAGGAGAUUCUAAAGGCACGUCAGGAAUUUUCCUGGAAAAAAGACAAGCAUGGCUGCACGCCUUUACACCUCUCUUGCAGCAAAGGGCAUUUGGAGAUAACCCGGGAGCUUCUAAGGUUGGACGCGGACCUCUCUUCCUUACAAGACAAUGACGGACGUACCCCGCUUCACUGGGCUGCCAUUAAAGGCCGAGUGAAUAUCAUUGAUGAGAUUCUAUCCAUAAGUAUUGAGUCUGCUGAGAUGAUAACCAGACAUGGAGAGACCGUUCUUCACCUAGCAGUGAAGCAUAACCAAUAUGAAGCUGUUCGGUACCUUGUCGAGAAUCUUAACAUAACAAAACUGGUUAAUCUGCCUGAUAAUGAUGGCAACACUGUCUUGCAUAUAGCAACAGCUGGAAAACUGACUACGUUGGUAAUCUAUCUUCUGAAACUUGGUCUGGAUGUAAAUGCAAUCAACCGAAAAGGAUUCACUGCUCUGGACGUUGUUGAAUCAGAUGCAAGCAAUUCUGGUGCUCUUGCAAUAGUACCAGCAUUACAGGAAGCAGGGGCUAAACGAUGUGACCAAUUGCCUCCAGGUUCACCAGAAACUCAAAACAUACAGGAAAGCAGCCCAAGAAAUGUCCCGUUUGUGAGGCCAAAAGAGGCACCGGAGACUCCUACACAACACCAACGCCGCCGCCGCCGCCAUCGCAGAGACAAGCAGCUGGAGCUCCAAAAUGAAGGUUUGCGCAAUGCGCGUAAUACUAUCACUGUUGUGGCAGUUUUAAUAGCUACUGUCACAUUUGCUGCAGGGAUAAACCCUCCAGGGGGGUUUAACCAAACCACUGGAAAAAGCAUUAUGGGAAGGCAACCUUCGUUUAAGGUCUUCAUGGUUUGCAACAUCGUGGCAUUAUUCUUGUCUCUAGGCAUAGUCAUUUUCCUAGUUAGCAUUAUUCCAUUUCGACGAAAAUCCAUGAUGAAAUUACUGGCUGUGACACAUAAGGUCAUGUGGGUGUCCACGUCAUUCAUGGCAGCAGCUUAUAUUGCUGCCACGUGGACCAUAAUGCCACGUACGCAGGGUUCUAUCUGGGUGUUGGUGGCAGUGGUUUCUAUAGGGGGAGGGUGCACUAUUGCUAUAUUUAUGGGCUUGGCGGUGCUGCUGGCCUGGCAUUUGCUUAGAAAAUGGGAAUGGAGAAAAAGAAGGGCAAAGAACGGAAGCCCCAGUAGCAGCAUUAGUCGUGUUGAAGAGAUGCAGAUAAUGAAGAAAGGUAGCCACGAGUCUACUAGCAAUUCAGAUAUUGAUAGCUCUGAUCAAGGGUUCCACCCUUACUAGUGUACAUUAGCUAAUUUUUGCUUGACUGGAUAUGGAACCAGUAAUUUAGUUGUUGAUAACUCUGAUGUAGGGGAUAUCACCCGUAUAAUUAGGCUACUUUAGUUCAAUAAUUGUGUAUAUAAUUAUAAACCCUAUUCGUUAAUUAUUACCAGGCAUCAAGAUUUUUAGUUUCAGUUUA